Messenger RNA from Kalmanozyma brasiliensis GHG001, 2388 nucleotides. Its product is annotated as DNA/RNA helicase, DEAD/DEAH box type, N-terminal. The record is from RefSeq and is a predicted model, not a curated record. Lineage: Eukaryota; Fungi; Basidiomycota; Ustilaginomycetes; Ustilaginales. Gene Ontology annotation, biological process: double-strand break repair via homologous recombination. The transcript has a single exon. Gene Ontology annotation, molecular function: ATP binding; nucleic acid binding; four-way junction helicase activity. The coding region runs from base 1 to 2388 and encodes 795 amino acids. Gene Ontology annotation, cellular component: chromosome; cytoplasm.
AUGCAGGUCAACCACGUGAGCGAAGACGACUUCGAGGUGGUCUCCCCCGUGCGGAAGGGAUCAAACACCAAGAAGACUGGAACAUCUAUUGAUACCAUCCAUGGAACAGAGCCGAUCUACGACGCUGCAAUCGCGGCCAAGCUGGAAGAGCUCGACGGCGAAGUCGUAUCCGUCCAGAGCCAGAUCACGGAGCUACAGAAGCUCAAGGAUUCGCUCCUUCUCGAGAGGAGCAGAGUUUACACAAGCUAUCUUCAAACACUGCUCGCCAAUGACGCUGGAACAAGCCGCAAGCUAGGAUGCGACUACUCAUCCACCGCUUUCGCUUGGCACGAUGACAUUCGUCUCGCCGCCAUGUCGAUCUUUGGCAUUCCUUCGUUCCGCUUCUGUCAAGAGGCCGUCAUCAAUGCAGCCAUGGACGAUCGCAACGCUGUGGUGGUCAUGCCAACGGGAGGCGGCAAGUCGCUGUGCUAUCAGCUUCCAGCGAUCCUUAGCCCAGGUGUCACCCUCGUUGUCUCGCCUCUCAUCUCGCUCAUGACCGAUCAGGUCCUCCACCUUCAAGAGGCUGGUAUCAAGUCGGAGCUCCUGUGCGGCAGCACCUCCCGUGAAGACAGCAACGCCAUCCUCAAGCACAUCCGACACGGUUCCGAUGGCAAUGACGCAAGCCCGUCAAAAUUGAAAGCCUCGGGCUUCAGCAGGAGCCAGCAUCAGCACGACGGAAUCAAACUCCUUUACGUCACUCCAGAGCGCAUCGCCAAAUCGAAAACAUGCCUUUCGGCAUUACAGAGUGCCUACGAGCAAGGUCGACUUUCUCGCAUCGUCAUUGACGAAGCGCACUGCUGCUCUCAGAUGGGCCACGAUUACCGACCAGACUAUGCGAAACUAUCCCUUCUACGUCGACUGUUCCCCAAAGCGCCCAUCAUGUGCUUGACCGCCACCUGCGGACCAAAGGUGCUCAAGGAGAUCCUCGCAAUCAUGGAUCUGCCCGCGAUUACCGAGCCCAACAACGCUGCACCGAUGCGAACCAUCUACUUUACUGCGCCCCUCUUCCGCGCCAAUCUCCGAUACCAAGUUGUGCAGCGCCCUAUGCAAGCGCAGGCAGCAGCGGAAGCCAUCGUCGAGUACAUCCUGAAGCAUCACGAAGGGCACAGCGGCAUCGUGUACUGUCUAUCUCAGGCCGACACAGAAGCAACCGCAACGGCUCUCGCGGAGAUCAGCGACGGCCGUAUUGCGACAGGUCGCUAUCACGCCGGACUCGACGAUACCAGCAAGCAGCGCAUUCACACGGACUGGCGCACAGGCCGCAUUCAAGUCGUCUGCGCCACCAUCGCCUUUGGUAUGGGCAUCGACAAGCCAAAUGUCCGUUUCGUUAUACACGCAUGCAUUUCUAAGUCGCUCGACGGCUACUACCAGGAGACAGGUCGCGCGGGCCGAGAUGGGCAGAACUCUGACUGCGUCCUCUUUUAUCGCCCGCAAGACGCCAUUCGUAUGAGCUCGCUCGUUGCUAGCGAGGUCACCGGUCAAGAGAAGCUGUCGGCGAUGCUCGACUACGCUCAAUCAGCUCAAUGUCGCCGCCACUUGUUCGCCGAGUACUUCUCGGACAUGUUCGAGAAAGGUGAUGCUCAACGCCGGCAAGAUUGCGGAAUCUGCGACAACUGCGCAGAGAAGCGCUCGACACUACUCAUCGAUGUGCGCAAGGAGAUGUAUCAGCUCCUCGCUGUUCUUGCCGAGAUGUGCAGACAAGGCGGCAGGAUCACGCUCGCCAGCCUUUCCGACGUAGCUCGGGGCUUAGGCGGCGGCAAGUUCAAUCUCGAUCCAAAUUUGGCCGGCUCCAGCAAAGGCAAAGGGAAGUCGAAUGGUUCCAACACAGCAAAGGCUGGCGUCGUCGAUGUGCAGGCAGUCGCAGGCGGCAAGAUCACUCUGCAUCGCGACAUAGUGGACCGCCUUAUCGUCCAUGGCAUCCAAUCGCAGCUCAUCGAGCAGAAUUACCAGGCAACAGCGUACACGGUCAACGUCUACCUCGAGACAGGCGCCAAAGCAAGUCGCUUCCUUCGUCAUCCAUUGUCGAUCCUUUCGUCACCUGCGCAGCUCGAUAAGCUCUCACCAACACAGAUUCUGCCGCCCUCAGCUGCAGCGAGCGUCAAGGCAGCCGUCAAGAGAACCUCGCCAAGCGUUGCGACAGGAGCUGGCGAAGCGGGUCCCCGCCAAAAGAAGAGUCGGUCUUCGGGACCGCAUCCAGCAGGUCAUUCGGCGAUGAUAUCUCGAGGUGCCACCUUGCACACAAGCACGAACGCUGCCAAACCCACUGCAUCAUCGUCAUCCAGGGUCAGCACUGCAAAAGGCUCGCAAGAUCGCGGAGCGUCGAGAUCAGAAGCCAUCAUCAUCGACUAG